Molecule: messenger RNA, 1844 nt
Organism: Aedes aegypti (yellow fever mosquito)
Lineage: Eukaryota; Metazoa; Arthropoda; Insecta; Diptera; Culicidae
Gene: Rab9
Product: ras-related protein Rab-9B
Exons: 3
Coding region: 679-1377 (232 amino acids)
Biological process (GO): retrograde transport, endosome to Golgi
Cellular component (GO): late endosome; lysosome; phagocytic vesicle
Molecular function (GO): GTP binding; GTPase activity
Source: RefSeq, a predicted model, not a curated record
UCAGAUUUUGUGUCACCGCCUCUGCCACACAUUCGCGAGUCGAGUUUUGCCAUCAGCCAGUCGCGGAUAGAAGAAGGUGUUGAUUUCGUUGAUUUUCUUCGCUAAAAGGGCGAUGUUGGGUGAGAAAAGAAAACCUAAUUAAACCGUGCAAUAAUUGCCGAUUACAAGUGUGUAUAGGUAGUUAGCAGCUGCAGGUGGCGUUCUGAAGCAUACGCGAUGCAAUCACCAGCUGAUUAGUGUUUGAUUCCUCAGCUGACAAACAUCAUCAGUGUGUGAAUAAAAAUAAGUGCAUUCAUUGAAAUAGUGGCCGAUGUUGUUUUUCGCUUACUCGCGGGGGACAAAACUUUGCUCGGUGCUCCGAUUCCUUCUCUCCGACCUUGGUUGUGUUUGUGGGGCAAUAUAGUUUUGUGUAAUUCAAUGUUUUAAUUUUAUGCGCAUUUAAACAAAGAGAUAGUUGUCGUAAUUUCGGCUCCAAAGCAAAUCGAGACGAAAGUUUUCUGUUUUGUCUUGUCGUAAAUUUGACAACCGUGAAUCGACUGGCUCCGGAAUCCGGAUACCCUAUAGUGCAUGAAAAGUGGGUACCCUGCUUUGUGAGCGGAACAAAGAUCCAUCGGUGAUUAGCAGCGCCAGGAGGAGGAGGAGGAGGAGCAGUUGUGUAAACAUCGAAAGCCACCCAAGAUGACGAAUAUGAGGCCCCCAAGCAAAAAUGUACUGCUGAAAGUGGUAAUCUUAGGCGAUGGUGGCGUUGGCAAGAGUUGCCUGAUGAACCGUUUUGUGUCGAACUUCUUCGACGCUAACAGCUUUCACACAAUCGGAGUGGAAUUCUUGAACAAGGAUAUCCAGGUGGAAAACGAACGGUAUACGCUGCAGAUUUGGGACACUGCUGGGCAGGAACGAUUCAAAGCACUGCGCACUCCUUUCUACCGCGGUUCGGACAUUUGUUUGCUAGCGUACGCCGUCGACGAUAAGGCAAGUUUCCGAGCUUUGAUACAAUGGCGCGAAGAAUUCCUCAAAUACUACGACGUAAAGGCAGAUCGUUUCCCGUUCAUCGUUGUGGGUACCAAAAAUGACAUUCCUGCUGCCCAGCGUCAAGUGAUGGCCGAAGAGGUCUCCGAGUGGUGCCAGGAACAUCAUGUGGCCGCUUUCAUCGAGACGUCGGCCAAAACGUCGGACAAUGUCUACGAAGCUUUCGCCCUGGCCGUGAAACAGUGGCAACGAUUGGAGAAAUCCACCGAACGGGAUCUCCGUGCCCAAGGUCAAGACAUUAUCGAUCUAACGCAAGGUGUUAAUUUGAGCGCAAACACAAGCCGAUUUUGCUGCAUUGGCGGCAACAAUAGUGGACCUGCGUACCAAGACGAUGACGACUAUCCAAAUUAGUAGCUUGUUAUUCGAGGGAGUGGCAUUUUGUGGCUGCUUGCAGAGGAAUACGAAAGUGACUAUCAGAGCGUGCUUCUUGUCGGUUUGCGAGCGAAUCGACACAAUUGUGAUACGUAGAAACACAAAGAUGGCAUCCAGAUGCGGCGGAGAUAGGCUAGAACACGAUUGCAAAUUGGUAAGAUAUAUACUCCCAUAUUUUUAUAUCGACAACACUUUACAGCCCAGGAGUUGAGAUGGGAAGGGUUUUGAUUUUAUUCGCUGAGCAACACAUAUAUUCGAGAAAAAUGAUGGCCUCAUGAAUAGUUAAUCUGCAUCGAAAUAGACGCGACGGGCAUCGUUGCAGCCUCAAUUGUGUCGUUGAGAGUCAGAAUGGUGUAUCUCUUUGUAUAUAGAACUGUUUCGGAAUGCUUUUGUAUUACGAUCAUAUUUUGUAAUUAUAGGAAGUAAACGACAAUCACUACACUUUA